UUUAACGGAAGUGCUAUUGAAAUUGCGCACUCAUCUCCACUUCACUACAUUGUUGUUAUUUAGCAAUAUCUACGGAUUGUUUAUCGCACAUUAGCUUACUUAAAUAGUAUACUAUUUACUUAACACAGAGAAUACACAUCUGUAAUUUGGGCUGGACAAGAUGGCCAGCUGCAAUUUUCAGGCGCAGUUUGUAUCCAUUAUGGAGGUAUUGGCUAAAGCAGCUGUAACAGAAAUAAACAAACGUGUAGAUGAUAGCUGUGCUGUUAUACGUUUGGAAAUGACCCAAAGCCAGCGAGAUAUUGAUGUACUGAAAAGGAGGUGUCAAAUGAUGGAGAGCGAGCUGAAGAAAACGCGCAGACGAAAAGGUUUUUACCCCGUGGCAUCAGAGAGACCUUCAUAUCCAGUCAAGAUUGUUUCGAACAAGCAGAGGAGUACCUCACAGUGGAGAGACAGCGAGAUGUCUGUUGAAGUGGACUCUCAACCCCUGCCUACAGAUGUGGAUCAGAGAGUGGAGACUGAACCCAUACUGAUCAAAGAUGAGGAGACAGCAGAGGAUGUGUGGAAGACUGACCCUCAGGAAGAGCUCAGGAUCACUGGAGAGGAGUCUGGUUCCAAGCCUGGGAAACAACCAUCCUUUGAGCAACGGCACUGUGAUGAAGACUUCAUCACACAACCCAACAUAUCUCUAGAAGACUCAGUGGAAAAUUACCCCAAUUCUGUUCAUCCAGAGGAACCAGGCACACCUUGGCUAUCAUCUACAGAGGUGUUCAGCACAGAGCAGCAACAGCCAGACGAGGACGAGGACUCACUAGACCUAGUGAUGGUGAAGGAUGAGAAAGAGGAGGAGUUAGAUCAGACCACGACCCUGGCAGGACCUGACCAGCUUGUCAUGGAUGAGACUGAUGGGCAGCUGUGGACCUCUGUGGAUCCAGGCAGAGACACUGACCCUGAUGGCCACCCAGAUUUCUCCUUUCAUUCCACAGAAGAGUACUCUCAGAAUAUCUCAAUUUUCCCAUCUCAUAGUGGGCUGCCAUCCGUUUCUACUAUGACAGAUGAAGUGGGGCCAUCACUUCACACUUCUAUAUGGAAACCACAUGCUAACAUGUUCAGUGCAGCAGCACACAUGAAAAGACAUAUCAGGACAAUGGCUGAUGAGACUAGACAACAGAUGCCAGAGGGACAGAGCAGUGAGAUGCUGAACUCAAGUAAUGAAGGAAAUAGUUUAGCUCUACAGCCAAGACUGCAUCAAUACAGGGCUUCAGAAGCGACUGUGAGAUUGAGUGAGUGCAUGACAGGGUCAAACAUGGCCACCACCUCCACCUUCUCUGGAUACAGCCUGAGUCACAGUAGUUUUAACAUGGUGAAGAGAAUGAGGACUCAGUGGAGAUCAGGCGGCACCACCGAGAGGCGUUUCAGCUGCACCUUCUGUGGGAAGAGCUUCCAGCGUCUCUGCCAGCUCAAAGUACACCUCCGGAGUCACACCGGAGAGAAACCUUACACCUGUGAACAGUGUGGCAGGAGUUUCACCAAACAGUGCAACCUGAUCAGACAUGCUCUGGUCCACACCGGGGAGAAGCCUUACGAGUGCACACAGUGUGGGAAAUGCUUCACCCAGCGCUCCAAAAUGAAGUCACAUCAAAGAACUCACAUAGGGGAGGGUCCAGUCUCUCAAUACGUGGUACCCGCAUACCCAGGGGAUCCACACACAAGUUUAAUGUUGUCUCAGAACAGAUGGAAUAAAUAGUUCAUAAUUGCAUAGUUUUUCUUUAACAAUUACUUAAACUGCAUACUGUGUACUAAUCUUAUUACAUAGUAUUUAGAACGUACGUUGUCAAUUGAAUGCUGUAAGCAAGAAAUACUAGGCUCCUCCUACUGAAGGCCUCAUCUAAUGUGCAAUUGCAUUGAUUCCCGACAUUCAUUCAUUUUGGUACAGCGUGUCUCAUCAGUUAUACCUUUUUCUAUCCUUUAAUAAAUACCAUACCACAUUUUCA
Molecule: messenger RNA, 1991 nt
Organism: Salvelinus fontinalis (brook trout)
Lineage: Eukaryota; Metazoa; Chordata; Actinopteri; Salmoniformes; Salmonidae
Product: zinc finger protein 263-like
Exons: 4
Coding region: 161-1744 (527 amino acids)
Biological process (GO): regulation of transcription by RNA polymerase II
Molecular function (GO): DNA-binding transcription factor activity, RNA polymerase II-specific; RNA polymerase II cis-regulatory region sequence-specific DNA binding
Source: RefSeq, a predicted model, not a curated record